Molecule: messenger RNA, 1571 nt
Organism: Neurospora crassa OR74A
Lineage: Eukaryota; Fungi; Ascomycota; Sordariomycetes; Sordariales; Sordariaceae
Exons: 1
Coding region: 452-907 (151 amino acids)
Source: RefSeq, a predicted model, not a curated record
GGAGAAAGAAUUAAAGCAGCAGUAAGUAGAAUAGAAUAUUUAUAUCAAACAAAAGGUCAAAGAAAAAAAAUAGUCAACUAAUGCCCAGGGGUAUCUCUCUAUUUGCCGGAGUUUCUUGUUGUUGUUUUGUCCUUGUUUUCUCUCCAUGGUUUUAUCCUCCUAUCCCUCUCGCAAGACACGAAACUAACUUCUCUCUCUGUGCGUGCGUCUUGCUCUUGACUGAACUGAAUUGAAUAGAAACUUUGUUGGUUUGGACGGGAUCCUGUCACUGAGAAUGGGUAGUUCGUGACGACGACGACGACAAUGGCGACGACUGUGGAAGCGGGAGGAGGGCCGUGGUGGAAAUUGGAUUAUCUUUCUUUUCUCUCUCGAUUGUUGCAGUAACGGCAUUUUAGUUAUUUGAUGUGUCCGUUCUUCUUUACCAAUCCAAGUAUGCCAGUAUGCCAGUUGCAUGCCUGAUAUCAAUUUGUCCAGUCCCUGUCCGCCGCCGUCCGUCCAAUGUUCCAUCCAAUCCUUUCCCUUCCAACGCAAUAUCGAAUCCAGCAUGGCAUCGCACAUCCUUUCUUCCCUUGAAAAUAAAACGCAAAACUCGGGGGUUCGUUGGGUCCUCCCAUCUUUCUCCUCCUAUCCUUCAUCCUACACGGUGAAUGCUAAAUUUUUUUGCUGGUUAUUCCCUUUUCAACUCUUCAUCCCCCUCCGCAAAUCCGAUCCGACACCUUCUCUUCCCUGCCUCCAUCAGCUGAUAACCGAUCUUCUUUCUCUUCUCCUUCCAUUUCCAUCCCCUCUUGUCAAUCCGGUGGUCCAGAUCGGGGUGACUUGUAACACCUUCAAAGCGCCGUUGCGUUUGCCCAUUUGGUUUGAUCCAUCCAUCCAUUCGAUCCAAAUGUCUGUCUGUCUGUCGGUCUGAUUGACUUGUCCAGGUUUUCCGCCUUGAGAGCCCGCAGUGGUGGGUGCCAGCCUUGCCAUUGUGGGAAUUUCCAAUAAGAUAAGAAAACAAAGGGACCUCUCGACUCGUGGGUUGCUUGCCUAUGUUUGUAUUGCGGUUGUCGUAGAGUGUUAUAGUCGAUCCUCUCGUUUUCUUUUUUUGUUUGCUGAUUUUGGUGGGUGGAAAGGGAAGAGAAAAAGCCGGUGAGCUGAAGAAGGAUCCAUUUUGUCUAGUCCGCGAUGGGACGACAACGACGACGAAGACGAAUGGUCCUCAACCGGCGGUCAAAUGAACGAGAUCAAUGUGCGAGGAAAAUGAAAGUUCGUUUGGAAACAUUUUAAAAAAGGACUAUCUGCCCCAAUGGCGGUAGUUCAAUAUUGUUUGUAGAAAAUAAUAGAAACAAAAAAAGAAUAAAAAUGUCAAACGCUAAUAUGCCAUGCCGCUGAAUUGUGUGUGUCCACUUCGCGCGAAACAAAAUAUGUGCGAUGUGUGACGUGAUGAUGCCGCUUGAAAGUGUGUGAUGUGUGCAAUCUUUUGUCUUCCAGAUAAUUUAAAUGUUGUAAUCAAAAUGUCUUCUGUCAAAAACUAUGGUAUCUGGAUGCGUGACCAUGGAACCCCACCCUCGCAGCAGGCCGGAUGAUGAGAG